Messenger RNA from Schistocerca cancellata (South American locust), 2256 nucleotides. RefSeq names its product UDP-glycosyltransferase UGT5-like. NCBI's taxonomy places the organism in Eukaryota, Metazoa, Arthropoda, Insecta, Orthoptera, Acrididae. The record is from RefSeq and is a predicted model, not a curated record. The transcript is spliced from 11 exons. Bases 1 to 2256 code for a protein of 751 amino acids. Gene Ontology annotation, molecular function: UDP-glycosyltransferase activity.
AUGAGGACAACGUUGCUGUUGGCAGCCGCCUGCCUGCUGGCGCUGGGUGACAGGUGUCUGGGGGCCAGGAUCCUGGCAGCGGUGCCCACCCCCUCCAUCAGCCACCAGCUGCCACUGAGGACGGUGCUGCUGGAACUGGCCAGGCGGGGCCACCAGGUCACCUUCAUCACGACCCACCCAGUUCACGCUACCAUUGCAAACUACACUGAGGUCGACCUUUCAGAGAGUUAUAGAAACUUCAUAGAAAAUUUUGACCUCAAUGAACUGCCCGAUGCAACGUCUCCUGUGGCAUUUUUUCAAAUGCUUCUUGACGGGGCGAGAUAUGGCUGCCAGUUUCAGUUUGGUUUGACACUUAUGAAAGAGUUCUUGAAAUUGGAGCAGAAGUAUGAUGUGUUCAUUAUAGAGAAAUUCGGCUUCACUUGCUAUUAUGGCCUAGCGCACAAAUUGGGAUCUCCACCGUUAAUUGGAUACACUUCUCUUGGAGCUACGUCACUUAUUCGGAAGACCUUCGGCAGUCCAAUUAAUCCUUCUUAUAUUCCUGACUACAAUCUUGGAUACACGGACCACAUGACCUUCUGGCAAAGAUUGUACAACGCUUACAUUUUAUUGCGGUCGCUGGACAUUGGACAGAGAGUUUUGUAUGCAAGAGAGGAAGAGGAACUCAGGAAGUAUUCUGGUCCGAACCCACCUACCCUGAGGGAAAUAGAUCACAAUUUCAGCCUCAUGUUGGUCAACAAUCACUUCAGCGUGAGCUAUCCUGUGCCGAACACGCCAAAUAUCGUCGAAUUAACUGGACUCCACAUCCAGAAGGAGAGGAAGCCGCUGCCAAAGGAUGUGGGAGAUUUCCUGGACGGCGCGAGGGACGGCGUGGUUUACUUCAGCCUAGGCUCCAAUGUGCGGAGCACCGCCAUGCCUCCAGAGAGAGUCCGCGCCUUCCUGGACGCAUUCGCUGGAAUCCCGCAGCGCGUGCUCUGGAAAUGGGAAGCUGAUCGACUGCCCGGUCGGCCCGGCAACGUGAUGACCGCCAAGUGGCUGCCGCAGCAGGACGUGCUGGCUCAUCCGAACGUACGUCUCUUCAUCACUCAGGGAGGACUACAGAGUUGGAACGAGGCAGCUUAUUUCUCUGUGCCCGUCAUUGGGAUUCCUUUCCUAGGAGACCAGAUUUACAAUGUCGAAAAGAUGGUCGGCUUAGGCGUUGGACGAAGGCUGGAUUUAGAAGACGUCACGAAAGACAGUGUGAUGGAAGCCAUACAGACAGUUCUCGAAGACAAGAGCUACCAGGAGAACAUGAAGCGCUUCUCCGCCAUCUACCGGGAGCACCAGAGCACGUCCCUGGAGAGGGCGGUGUGGUGGGUGGAGUACGUGAUCCGCCACCAGGGGGCCCCCCACCUGCGCAGCGCUGCCCUCGACCUGCACUGGUGGCAGCUGCUGCUGCUCGACGUCAUUGCCUUCAUACUGGCUGUGGGAGCCACGGUGGCGCUUGUCCUCUACAAGCUGAGUCGGUGGCUCUUUUCGUGGCUCACUCGACCCAGCAAACUAAAGAAACACAGAAUAACUGCGCCGAUUCCAUAUGGACCAGGUUACGAUAUAUAUUUUUCCAAACUGUCAGAAGGGAGCGUACAUGGGAGCAUGCCUACUGGAAGCCCGUACAACUCAGCAUAUUUUCAGAAAUUAUACAUAAUAUUACUCAUUUGGCUUCUAUGUACUACAUCCCAUAUAUGCAAAGUUCAAUCGACGUACACUUUUAAACUUUUUAAAAUGAACAGAGAUGUGAGGGACUUCCUAGACAGCGCCAGGGACGGCGUAGUUUACUUCAGCCUGGGCUCCAACGUGCAGAGCAGCGCCAUGCCUCCAGAGACAGUCCGCGCCUUCCUGGACGCUUUCGCUGGAAUCCCGCAGCGCGUGCUCUGGAAAUGGGAAGCUGAUGGACUGCCCGGUCAGCUCGGCAACGUGAUGACCGCCAAGUGGCUGCCGCAGCAGGACGUGCUGGGUGAGUGCGCGGACGCCGUCCGCUGCAACGGCCCGCUGGGCUGCCGAGCCUACCAGGAGAACAUGAAGCGCUUCUCUGUUGUGUACCGCGAGCACCAGGGCACGCCCCUGCAGAGGGCGGUGUGGUGGGUGGAGUACGUGAUCCGCCACCAAGGGGCCCCCCACCUGCGCAGCGCAGCCCUCGACCUGCACUGGUGGCAGCUGCUGCUGCUCGACGUCAUUGCCUUCAUACUGGCUGUGGCGGCCGUGGCGGCGUUUGUGCUCUAG